Mesorhabditis belari is the source of this 2853-nucleotide messenger RNA. The record is from the annotation of a GenBank genome assembly. NCBI's taxonomy places the organism in Eukaryota, Metazoa, Nematoda, Chromadorea, Rhabditida, Rhabditidae.
AUGAAACUUUGGGUGUUGACCAUCAUUUUAUUCGGAAUCGCUCUCGGUGAUCUCUCUGAUGCAGACAAAAAAAGAUUCGAUUGCCAUCCGGAGAAAGAUGCAAGCCAACAGAAUUGCGAGGCUCGCGGAUGCGUUUGGUCCGAGUUGCAAUCGAGUGACUCAUUUCUCCCAUGGUGUAUCCAGAAAGCAGACAAGAUCGGUUAUAAAGUCACCGCGCAGAACGGGAACAACUACACGUUAAUGAAAAACGAUGGCCCCAAAUCUCCGUGGGACACCGACAUCCAGCAGAUUCAAAUGGUCGUGAAGUCGAUCGGCAAAGUGCUGAAUGUGAAGAUCGGCAAAGAUGGAAGAUACGAUCCACCAGUUGAUCUCCCGAAAAUCGCAGUCGAUUCGACGGACUCUCUAACGCUUCAAGUGAACGACAAAAGCGAUCCUUUCUCUUUCGUAGUGCAACGGCAAAGCAAUGGCCGAAGAUUGUUCGACACGAGCAUUGGCGGUCUCAUCUUCACGGAUCGUUUCAUCCAAAUCGCCACCUAUCUCCCGUCGAAAUUCAUGUACGGAUGGGGAGAGAACAUUCAUAAACAAAUCAAUCAUGACUUCACCCGGUAUCUCCGUUGGGGAAUGCUCGCCCGGGACGAGCCGCCAGACAGCGGCAGUCUUGACACAAAGAAUCUAUACGGUGUUCAACCCUUCUAUAUGGUGCUUGAACCCGAGGGGAACGCACAUGGAGUGCUCAUCUUAAACAGCAAUGCACAGGACGUGACAACCCUGCCGGCGCCUGGGCUCAUCUAUCGAACGAUUGGCGGCAAUUUGGACAUGUAUUUCUUCCCUGGGCCAACCCCCGAAGAUGUCAUCACACAGUACUACAAUUUCAUCGGGAAACCCUUUUUGCCACCAUACUGGGCGUUGGGAUAUCAGCUUUGCCGCUAUGGUUACAAGUCUUUGGCCGAGGCGGAAUCAGUGAUUCAAACAAUGCGCAACGCUGGAAUCCCUCUUGAUGUCGCCGUUUUCGAUAUCGAUUACAUGAUGAGAUAUAAGGAUUUCACGAUUGGAUCGGGCUGGGAGAAUUUGCCUGCUUACGUGAAUCAGCUGCACGACUGGGGAAUGCGUGUGAUUCUCAUCUGGGACCCAGCCAUUCAAGUCGAUUACGACACUUUCCAGAGGGGAAUCAGCUCGGGAGCUCGUUUCAUCGAAUGGGAAAAGUCAUCACAAGUGCAGAACGCGUUGAACGAUCUCUACCCACUCACAAAAGGAAAACUGACAAUGCUUGGAGUGGUGUGGCCGGAUCGUCAUGUCGCUUUCCCCGAUUUCCUUGACACAAGCGGGCAGACAGCCAAAUGGUGGAGUGCUGAGUUUCAGCAGUUCUAUCAACAGGUGCGCUUCGAUGGGAGUUGGAUUGACAUGAACGAGCCAUCUGUCUUCGGCACGAAUGAGCAAGAUCCAUGUGUAAUCGUUUUCUUUGGGUACUAUCACAAUUCGGAUCACCCGAACGCUCCCCCGCUUUUCUGUCCGACCUCUGGAGAUGACUCUUAUUGGGAGAAUGCUCCCUACCUCACGCAAGCCGUUUAUCAAUAUGAUGGAAGUGCCCUUUACACGAAAACGCUUUGCAUGCUUGCAAGGACGGCAAAUCGAACACAACCCUUUUACAAUACAAAGAACCUCUACGGCUGGUCUGAGGCCAAAGCCACCAAAGCGGCCCUUCAAGGCGCGACGAAGCAACGCGGAGCUGUCAUCACGAGAUCCACAUUCCCAUCAAUCGGCAAAUACGCGGGUCACUGGCUUGGCGAUAACACGGCUCGUUGGGAGGACUUGCAGACAUCAGUCAUCGGUGCCCAAGAGUUCAACAUGUUCGGCAUUCCGUACGUUGGUUCCGAUGUCUGCGGUUUCAUCGGCGCAACCACCGAAGAGUUGUGCUUGAGGUGGCAACAAAUGGGAUCUUUCCACUCGUUCUUCAGAAAUCACAACGACAACGGCUCCCCAGCACAACAGCCGACCGUCUGGCCGACCGUGGCCGCAGCGACGAAAAAAGCGAAUCUUUUCCGCUAUCGUCACUUGCCAUAUCUUUAUUCACUUCACUUUGCCGCUUCUCUUCGUGGUUCUCCAGUGAUUCGCCCGGUUUUCUUCUCGUUUCCCAACGACGAGCUCACCCCGACGCUUUCCUAUCAAUUCAUGUGGGGUCCGGCGGUGCUGGUGGCCCCAGUUGUGACCCAGGGAUCCACCUCUGUCUCAGUCUAUCUCCCCGGCGGUAUCUGGUACUCAAUCUUCGACUAUCUCGAGUAUCAAAGCGUCGCCCCUGGGAAAAACGAUUACCCCGCACCGACUACAUCGAACAUUCCGACGUUCAUUCGAGGUGGCUACAUCGUUCCCCGGCAGAACCCCAACGUCACCACGGUCGACUCGCGAAAGAAUCCGUUUGGCUUGCUCGUGGCACUUGAUGGCACCCACACGGCGAACGGGGAAAUGUUCUGGGAUGACGGGAUCACGAUCGCCGACGAUAUCACCACUCUCGACUAUCAUCGAUUCCAGUUCAAAUUCUUCGAUGCGCCCACCUCAGGCUCGUUGACGAUCGAGAGAACGAAUAAAGCGAACAACGUUCCCCUUCCAACUCUCGAUGAGAUCAUCGUUUGCGGUUAUUCAAACACGCCCGAUCUCACCGCAUUCACCAUCAACGGGAAACAAGUGAACGUGAACAUGCAAACGAGUAGCUACAGUCCGUUCACACAGAUCCUCACCAUCAAAACGAACAAUUUGAUCGAUUUGACCACAGCUGAAACGAUAUUGGUGAAAUGGAACGCAAAAGCGCCCACCAAUAACCAUGAAAAUCACGUCAGAUAUCGUUUCAACGAUUUGAUU